AUGGCUCGUUACCUCAGUGUUGCCGCAGCUUUGGCUGCCACCGGCGCCUGUGCCUUGACACCUGAAGGUCUUCUCAGCACCGUCCGACGUGGCGCUGCCGACCCAAGUCCUGAUGGCUCCGUCGCCCUGUUCUCGUACUCGCAAUACUCCUUCGAGGAGCAUGCAAGCGCGGGCUCUGGCAUGAACCUCAUCGACCUCAAGACUGGUGAGAUCACCGAGUCUGGUCUCAACGCCAGCGAGAUCAACGAAGUCGCCUGGAUUCCCGGCAGCAAGACUGGCAUCAUCUACAUCAAUGGCACCAACGAGGAGAUUCCCGGUGGUGUCACCCUGUGGAUUGGUGACAUCAAGAGCCCCAACAUGAGCACCAUGGUCGCUUCUCUGGAUGCGCCAUACAACGGUCUCAAGGUCGCAAACACCUCGACCGGAGACAUGCACUUCUUGGUCAACUGCAUGGCUUACCCCAAUGGUACAGCUGUCAACCCCGAGACCGAAGUCACCCCAGUGACUACUGCCCGCUACUAUUCGGACAACUACGUCCGUCACUGGGACACCUGGCUGACCAAGAACCGCUAUAACCUCUUCGCCGGAACUCUUUCGGCCAAUGCCAGCUACGCACUGUCCGGUGCUGGAAUGAGGAACGUCCAGAAGGGCAUCAACUUCACCACCACUCAGCCCGAGACUCCCAUCCAGCCCUUCGGUGACUCUAGCGACUACGACAUCAGCCCUGAUGGCUCAUUGUACGCUUUCGUGAGCAAGGCCCCUCAGCUGAACAAGGCCAACUAUACCGCAUCAUACACCUACGUUGGUGCUUUCGCGUCUUCUGACGCCCCUGUCGCCUUCAACGGCCCCGACUCCGAGGCAUACAAGGCUGGCCACCAGGGUGCUUCUGGUUUACCUUCCUUCUCCACCGACAGCAGCAAGCUCGCCUACGUCCAACAGGAUGAGGACUACUACGAGUCGGACAGGUGGAUUCUGUACACCGUCGACGUCGCCGCCGAGGGUACUGGUGUCGCCGUCACCAAUUGGAAGUCUCUGAGUGCUGGCUUCGACCGCUGGGUUCAGGGACCCAUCACCUGGGCUCACGACGACUCGUCCAUCUACGUCACUGCCGAUGACUACGCUCGCGUCAAGAUCUUUAACUUCCCCGUCACCGCUGACGAGAGCUUCGUCCCAGAGCCCAUGACCUCGAACACUUCCGUCUCGACUUUCGCGCUCCUUCCCGACGGUUCGUUGUUCGUUGCCGCUACUGCCAUCUGGACUCCCAGCGAGUGGUACAUCCUUGCCGAUGGAAAGAAGAACACCCUCUUCGACGCGUCCCAGGUCGACGCCAACCUCGCUGGCCUCGGAUCGCACACCGUUUCCGAGAUCUUCUUCAACGGCUCCAACCCCGAGCUAAAGCAGCAGCUCCACGCCUACGUCGUCAAGCCCACCUUCUAUCAGGAGAAUGUGACCUACCCGCUCGCCUUCUACAUCCACGGUGGUCCUCAGGGUAACUGGGGCAACAGCUGGUCCAACCGCUGGAACCCUCAGGUCUGGGCUGACCAGGGCUACAUCAUUGUCGCCCCCAACCCAACUGGAUCUACCGGUUUCGGACAGUUCCUCACCGACUCUAUCCAGGGUCAAUGGGGUAACUGGCCAUACCACGACCUGGUCAACGCCUGGAACUACGUCAACACCAGCAUGCCAUGGGUCGACACCAAGAACGGUAUCGCCGCUGGUGCUUCUUACGGUGGUUACAUGACCAACUGGAUCCAGGCCAACGACCUCGGCAACGAGUUCAAGUGCCUCGUAACCCACGACGGUAUCUCCAACACCGAGGGUGCAUGGGCCUCUGAGGAACUUUGGUUCAUCCGUCACGACUACAACGGCAGCAUCUGGGACUCUGGCGCGUACCGCGAGUGGAACCCCCAAAACCACAUUGCUAACUGGUCUACUCCCCAGUUCGUCAUCCACAACACCAAGGACUACCGUCUGCCCGAGAGCGACGGUCUCAGCUUGUUCAACAUCCUCCAGGCUCGCGGUAUCCCAUCUAGGUUCCUCAACUUCCCCGACGAGAACCACUGGGUGCUUAAGCAAGAGAACAGCUUGUUCUGGCACACCGAGAUCUUCAACUGGAUUAACCACUGGUCGAAGGGUGAGCCUUUGGACGACCUGCCCAUUGGUAACUAA
Molecule: messenger RNA, 2169 nt
Organism: Alternaria atra
Lineage: Eukaryota; Fungi; Ascomycota; Dothideomycetes; Pleosporales; Pleosporaceae
Exons: 2
Coding region: 1-2169 (722 amino acids)
Biological process (GO): proteolysis
Molecular function (GO): serine-type endopeptidase activity
Source: RefSeq, a predicted model, not a curated record